CAGCACUUGGGAAUGGCACAGCCAGAGUGGACGCCUUGAGCUCUUCUGUGGGUGGUCUGGCUACCAGCGGUGGCGCGUCUGGGGGUACUAUGACUGUCUGUAUGUCAACCAGGGCGAAGAAAGCCGCGCGGAUACUGUAUGUGUCACUACAAGCCGGAUGGCAUAACUCUCAAGCCUGACGCCGUCCACCCAGCGAGCCAGGGUCGCGCACCCUCUCCCCCUUUGGGCUCCCCCGAGCCGGGAGUGCUUGGACGGGAACCCCAAAGUAUCGUUCGUGCGAGAACAACAGUGGUUAUUGCCUGCCAGACCGUCGCCAACACAGGCCAGCCCAUGCCUAGAGACGCUCACAUCUUGCCACUUUCAUUGGCCCCAACCAGCUACAGCCAGCUACUGCGUAUGCCCUGUACGGGCACUCACACUGCUCCAGUCAUGACUCCCCACUCUCCGUGGCGGUCCAUCCUAGGACAUGCCCACCACCACCGCAACGCGUCCUCCAUCCGGUUUGUAGUGACGCAUACGCUAUUAUGUGUGAUGCUAGUACUCACCUUCGUUAGUCUCUUCCAUAAGCUGGUCCUGUGCAGUCUCCUCCUGAGGUGGUGGGAUCAGUGCGAGGCUGGGCGGUUGCGCAGCCGCUGAUUGAGUUCGCGUUCGUUUACGAUCCAAAUCGUCCUCGCCCUCCACACUACUC
This is a messenger RNA of Rhodofomes roseus, 688 nucleotides long. RefSeq lists its product as uncharacterized. NCBI's taxonomy places the organism in Eukaryota, Fungi, Basidiomycota, Agaricomycetes, Polyporales, Fomitopsidaceae. The transcript has a single exon. The coding region runs from base 139 to 636 and encodes 165 amino acids. The record is from RefSeq and is a predicted model, not a curated record.